Molecule: messenger RNA, 1647 nt
Organism: Chrysemys picta bellii (western painted turtle)
Lineage: Eukaryota; Metazoa; Chordata; Testudines; Emydidae
Source: RefSeq, a predicted model, not a curated record
CACUCAACUCUACCUCCGGUGGUGUCACCCUGGGACUUCCUUUUUCUGUCUGCAGAUUGCUAGUCACUUCCGCACUGCCAACUUCCUCUCCUGACUCUCCCAGAGCUCCUGAGACUCCGCUCCUAAAGCCAUGAGACCCCAGCGGCUCCAGCAUCCCUCUCCCAGGGGCCCCCUGGCGUGGCUGCUGCUUCUCCUGGUGCUGCCGGGGGCCGCGCAGGGCUCAUUUGAGGUGAGCGUUUCGCUGGAAGCUGCCGUGGUGGGGCACGGAGGGUCCGUCUGGAUAAACUGCAGCCACACGUGCCGGGAUCCUGGUGCCAGGGGCGACAUUGAGACCUCGCUCAUCAAAACCAAUAGGAAAAAUGGAUCCAGCUGGGUAGCCUUUCGCCUCGUCAAUAUCACGGAGUGGGUGUCGUCCCCUCAGUGCUACUUCACCUGCGGUGGAAAUACGACGCUGGUGGCGGCUGCAAACAUCUCCGUUUACCAGGUGCCGGAGCGGGUGGUGCUGGAGCCGCUCCCCGAGAUGGAGCUGGGCCGGGCCUAUAACCUGACGUGCCGGGUUCUGAAGGUGGCUCCCGUCACACACCUCACCGUGACCCUCCGCCAGGGGGGACAGACCCUGCACACGGAGACCUUCCAGAGCCGCAACAGGACCGGACUCCACGACGUCACAGUGACCCAGGAGAUCACCCCUCGGCGAUGGGACCACGGGCAGCAGGCCACCUGCCACGCCGCCCUGGACCUGGCACCACACGGGCCACUCUUGCAAAGCAACUCCUCUGCGGUGGAGCUCCAGGAGGCCGAGAGCCCCACGGCUAAAAUCAUCGCAAUUUCUGCCAUCGCCACCGUACCGGCCAUGCUGCUGGGUAUUCUGGCCUGGGGGCUGGCUCGGCGCGGCAGGACCCGGAGAGCGGCAAGGCCAGAGCCCGGGGAAGCAACGCCAAGCCGAACGGAUUUCGAGAUGGCGCAGGCCAGCGCAGAAGACGCCCCAGAAGAGGGAGGCAGCUUGAAUUCUGCGGAAGACGCUUCCCCAUAGAGCAGACGGCAGAGCUCAGGCAGGCAGCUGCGUGGUGCCAAGCGACGGCCGCUCAGACGGGAGAUGCGCAGAGACUGGACAGGGGGCAGGUUGCGGUGCUGCUAGGGAAUGUUGCCAGGCGCUCCCCGGUUUCCCAUGCAUCUACCUUUGCCAGACUUUAACCUUUCAGGCUGAAAUUCCCGGGCCAGGUCUGCUCCGGGCUGGGCUUUGUGGUGAAAGAAGUGUUUGAGAGGGAGACUAGGCAGAAUACAUCGCUUGCGCUGUGCUAAAAAACCUUCUUGCAGCUGUUCAAUGGGGAAGCCCACGUCCUCGGCACGGGCCUUGUGCUGUGGCUGUGAAACUCCCCCCCACGUCUGGCCUGGUUCGGAGCCGCUGCGCACACGCUCAGCAGGGCCCUGGGAGCUCGCUCGGCUCCUAGCACAGCCUCAAAGGGCAGGUCCUGGGCGCUGGGAAUCUAACGCCCGGUGAGGAGCUGCAGGGAUCCAGCGGCUCCGGGCAGUGGUGUUGGUUCAGGUAAAUUUCCCACGACAGUGGCUCCGGCCACCCUUCGCUAGCUGGCCAAGCACGGGCGGCUGCUUCCCCAUCACUCCCCCCCUCGCCAGGGCGCGUGGUGA